GCACCAGACAUGUCAUCUCAUGAUUAGUAUAUCUCGUAGAAACAUUCUACGCGUCGUCCUCGCAAAAGAUGCAUCCCUUUUCUCCCCUGGGAAGGUUGGAUACCUAACAAGAUCAUACUCGAGUCUCAACACGGACUUACAACCAGAAGAACAGCGCAAGCCGAAAAGGCGAUCCCGUUCGUCAAAGACUGUCAAGAAGUAUACUUCUCUACCAGAAAGACUAGUCUCUGCAAACGGCUCAGCAGCAAGUCCUCUUCCGCCUUGGGAUGGUGGGUUACAGAGCCAUUUACCCGAUGUCCUGCAAGAUGCGUCGGCUAGUAAUGCUGAAGAUAAUUCGCCGCAUCUUCUGUACGCAGAAGAAAAUGUAGAGCACGAGAAAAGCUCGACCACGCGUAAAAAGCGAACCCGCAAGAAGCGUUCCUCAGCAGAGUCAGAUGUAAGUGCGACAGUCAGCUCACAGGAGAAAAGUGAUACAUCCUUCAUUAAUACGCUGGCUAAUCGUCGCCCACCACGAAACCCGCUUGCGAAAGAAAUACUAGAGAACCUUGCCAAGUUUCCUCACUGUAUCCUACUAACACGUGUUGGUAAUUUCUACGAGUCCUAUUUUGAUCAAGCACAAGAAGUUUCGCGACUACUUUCAAUAAAGCUAACGAAACGAACUUGGGAUGAUCAACGCAUCUGGAUGUGCGGGUUCCCGCUAAUGCACCUUGACAAAUACUUGAAAGUACUGGUUCAGCAGCAUAACCGUUCCGUCGCCAUGUGCGAGGAAUUUCGCAGACCACGAGAUGCUGACGAAGAUCUCACUUCAAAGCCAACCUUCGAAAGACGUGUAGUCCGAAUUUUGACACCAGGAACGUUGAUUGAUGAACCUUUCCUCAAUCCGUACGAGAAUAAUUUCCUUCUCUCCGUCGCGGAGGACGAUGCAGACCCUGGCUUAGUCGGAAUGGCUUGGAUCGACGUGUCAACGGGAGAGUUCUUUACGAGGACCACGCCCUUGGGAUCCCUCAGAGAUCAUGUGGCACGUAUUUCACCCCGCGAGGUCGUUCUUGACGAAUGCUUUCAGUCUCUUCAGGAGCAUCCCAUUCGAGAUGCUCUGUUGGAAUCGUCCUGCCCUAUAUCUUUUGCAGGAAGGACGACUGGGGAUCUAAAGGCGAACAUCUCCGGCGCAGAUGAACUCAUUGAUGAUAUCGUCGACUCGACGGCUGACGCCUCAACUGUCUUUUCACCUGCCGAGACUUCGGCCAUUGGUGUCCUUAAUACUUUCCUCCAAUCGAACUUGCUUGAGCAUGCUCCGCAGACUCUGCGUCCACUCCGUGAAGAGAAAUCCAAACGCAUGCAAAUAGAUGCACAUACACUGAAAGCUCUUGAAAUCCGUGAAAGCAUUCGCGAAGGUGGAACCAGCGGAAGUUUAAUGAGCUCAAUCAAGCGAACAGUUACGAGCAGUGGGACAAGGUUACUAGCACGAUGGCUAUGUUCUCCCAGCACGUCAGUAGACGAAAUACUGGCCCGUCAAUCAUUAGUGAAUUUGUUCCGUACACGACCAGCCCUCCGAGCGGACCUAAUCGAACUUUUGAAAGGCGCAGAAGACGCAAUGCGGAUCUCACAGAAGUUCCUUCUAGGAAAGGGCAGUGUUGACGACCUAGUCUCCAUCCGUAGCACAAUUGCCAUAUGGACAGCUCUCCGGAAUAGAAUUUCUCUCGAGAAGGACUUCGAAAGAAGAGAAAGUGGUGAAAAGUUUAUGGCAGAAGAUUGGCAAGCUCUGGAUCAACUCAUGAACAAGAUGGCAAACCUUUCUGGUCUUGCACAGCGCAUCGAGUUAGCGAUAGACGUGAAAAGUGAUCAGCAGAAUGAAACCAUCACGGAAGAGAGUGAGAGUAAUGUACCGCUUGAGCAAGAUCAGGCUGCCGCCCCAGAGGUUUCCAAGUUUCUUUCGUUGCCUGGUGUUGAUGCUAAAUGGACGAUCAAACCUCAAUUUUCAGUCGAACUGGAGUUACUUCAUGAACGAUUUAGGCAGCUGCAAAACGAAAAGGAAACGUUGGAACUGAGAUAUCGAGAACAAUAUGUCGCGCCCUCACUGACCCUCCGUCACAGCCCAAGUCAUGGCUUACAUGUCCAUAUUGCAAAGCCACGCAAAGACGCUGAACGCUUGGAGAAAUCACGAUAUUUCAUGCCCCUCGCGGAAAGCAAGUCGACGAAGACUUACUUCAAUCAGGAGUGGUUUGCUCUGGGAAACGCGAUCUUGGAAACAGUAAUGAGCAUCUACAGUGCGGAGAAAGAGGCGUUCUUAACUCUCAGAAAUGAAACAAACACUGAGGCAACAGCGAUACGGAGGAAUGCUCGCAUCCUCGAAGAACUGGAUGUCACGUCUGCAUUUGCCACCCUCGCUGCGGAGAUGAAUUUCGUUCGGCCGACAAUUAGCGAUAGCUCCUCUUUCUACAUCGAAAACGGGAGGCAUCCAUCUGUCGAGCUUGGUCUCCUUCAGUCAGGAAGGAUGUUCACACCUAACACGGUCUCUAUGUCGGAUUCCUCGCGAUUACACGUUGUCACGGGACCAAAUAUGGCCGGAAAGUCCACUUACCUUCGUCAAAUUGCACUCAUCGCGAUCCUCGCGCAGACGGGUUCCUUUGUCCCCGCUGACAGCGCUCAUAUCGGUCUUGUCGACAAAGCCUUCUCGCGGAUUGGUGCAAAGGAUGAUCUCUUCCGAGAUCGAAGUACUUUCAUGGUCGAAAUGCUUGAGAGUGCUGAGAUUCUGAAGAAUGCUACUGAGAAGAGCCUGGUCAUCAUGGACGAGGUCGGUCGCGGCACAACAGUUCAAGAUGGUCUUGCUAUAGCCUUCGCCACUAUACAUCAUCUUUGUCUCGUUAACAAAAGCAGGUCUUUAUUCGCGACUCAUUUUCAUGAGCUUGUGGAUAUGCUUGGCUAUUCAGACGUUUCACAGCAAAGUACUCUAUUUCCCAAUCUCGAGUUUUACUGUACAGACAUAGAUGAGACUGAAGACGGUCAUUUCUCAUACACGCACCGCAUGAGGCGUGGCGUGAAUCGCGAUUCUCAUGGCUUGAAGGUUGCACGACUUGCUGGUAUGCCUGAACUUGCAAUCAAUGUUGCAGAAAAGGCACUAUCUUCGAUCAAACUGCAUAAUCGGCCGUCUGAAGAUCCAUCCGUGACAUCCGCUCUCCAGAACGUUGGUCGCCAACUCGCAAGUCUGCAUGCACCGAAUGAUGUUCAGCAACAAUUUAUGUAGACAUUCAUGAUUUCUGGUCAACUUUGCUUGUAUCUUACUUUCUGGAUGGAGGGACGUUCUAGAUUUCACCCGGAUCUAAUCACACUUAUCUUGACUAUCAUUCAGCGAUACGCACGUGCCCAAGGCCACUUCGCAGUUCACGAUGGCGGUCCCAUGACGCUCAUGUUUCCCAGAUAAAUUGACUUGACGACCCUUUGCCUACGUCGCUCGAGUCUCAUUCCCUGGGUAGAUUGACCCAUCGCGACGCCCACUUCCUCUGCCUGGAUCACUUGACAUUCCAGCGCAGGACUCAUGUUCAGUCACUGACAUACAUUAUUUCAAUUGGACUCUGCAAUGCCAAUUAUUUAUUGAAUGCCAGAUAGUAUACGUCUCUGCAUAUUCAUUUAUAGAUAAGUGGAGGCUAAUAGAUGACUUAGUGAAGUUGCUUCGAAUUGUUCUCCUUUGACUUUAGUACUUUUCGUUUAACUCCCACCCAGAAAUUUGGCUCAAUGAACUACAAUUCACAUUCAAUGAGCUGUAUUAGCUGGGGAGAAUAAUGUGUUCAUGUAACUUCU
This is a messenger RNA of Fomitiporia mediterranea MF3/22, 3795 nucleotides long. RefSeq lists its product as uncharacterized. The record is from RefSeq and is a predicted model, not a curated record. Gene Ontology annotation, biological process: mismatch repair. Gene Ontology annotation, molecular function: ATP binding; ATP-dependent DNA damage sensor activity; mismatched DNA binding. The coding region runs from base 20 to 3241 and encodes 1073 amino acids. Lineage: Eukaryota; Fungi; Basidiomycota; Agaricomycetes; Hymenochaetales; Hymenochaetaceae. The transcript is spliced from 12 exons. Gene Ontology annotation, cellular component: nucleus.